This is a messenger RNA of Monopterus albus (swamp eel), 874 nucleotides long. RefSeq names its product calcium and integrin-binding family member 2-like. Gene Ontology annotation, molecular function: magnesium ion binding; calcium ion binding. Gene Ontology annotation, cellular component: stereocilium; cytoplasm; cell periphery. Gene Ontology annotation, biological process: calcium ion homeostasis. NCBI's taxonomy places the organism in Eukaryota, Metazoa, Chordata, Actinopteri, Synbranchiformes, Synbranchidae. The transcript is spliced from 6 exons. The record is from RefSeq and is a predicted model, not a curated record. Bases 246 to 809 code for a protein of 187 amino acids.
UUUCCGAGCAGCACCUGAAGGCAGCAUGCUGCUACCGCACCGCCUCAGGUUUUCUCCGCACUCAGAGCUCCACUGCGACCGGGAGGAGACCAGCCAGACCCGGAUCCGGAGCGUGAAGGUCUCCGCUGUGUGUGGACCUGUGACUGGACUGGAACAUGUUGUCCCGAACUGGUUGAGCCAUACCUGAAACCAGCAGAAACGUCCAGUGUGAUGCAGCUGUGUGAUGGGAGAAUCGGCCGAGCAGGAUGGGCAACAAGCAGACAACCUUCACCGAUGAGCAGCUGGAGGCGUAUCAGGACUGCACCUUCUUCACCUGCAAAGAGAUCCUGCGGUUACAUAGCCGAUAUCGUGAGCUGGCUCCACACUUAGUGCCGCUGGACUACACCAACAACCCCGACAUCAAAGUCCCUCUGACGCUCAUCAUCACUAUGCCCGAGCUGAAGGAGAACCCGUUCAGAGAGAGGAUUGUGGAGACGUUCUCAGAAGACGGACAGGGGAACCUGAGCUUCAACGACUUUGUUGACAUGUUUUCUGCUCUCUGUGAAACUUCACCCCGAGAGCUUAAGACCAUAUACGCCUUCAAAAUCUACGACUUCAACAGGGACAACUUCAUCUGCAAAGAGGACCUGCAGAAGACUCUGAACAAGCUGACCAAAGGAGAGCUGACUCCAGAGGAGGUCGCGCUGGUCUGUGACAAAGCCAUCGAAGAGGCCGACCUCGACGGAGACAGCAAACUCUCCUUCUCCGACUUCGAGAACAUGAUCUCCAAGGCUCCGGACUUCCUGAGUAACUUCCACAUACGAAUAUGAGACUUAAGAGUGGAGAUCCUGCAGAGGAGAGAUGUCUCACUUUGACUGUGUUUCCUGAUCCAACC